Solanum pennellii is the source of this 1527-nucleotide messenger RNA. RefSeq lists its product as uncharacterized. The record is from RefSeq and is a predicted model, not a curated record. Lineage: Eukaryota; Viridiplantae; Streptophyta; Magnoliopsida; Solanales; Solanaceae. The transcript has 3 exons. Bases 48 to 1409 code for a protein of 453 amino acids.
UGAGCCAUAAUAAGUAUAAGUAAAUUCUUCAAGUCCCAAUAUUAGAGAUGACAAAACUUGAAGUAGUAUCAACAUGUGUAAUUAAGUCCCAAAAAUCCAUAGAAAAAAAAAUCGAGUUAACUCCAUGGGAUCUUCAAGUCCUCACAUUGGAUCCUAACCAAAAAGGAUUACUAUUUCAUAAACCAAAUCCUAAAGAGUUAGCAAAAUCAUCAUCAGAAAUUAUUAUCAAUCAUCUAAAAAUUUCACUCUCUAAAACUCUAAACUAUUUUCCUCUCCUCGCGGGUCGACUUGUUGCUCGUAAAAACAUUGAUGAUGACACCUUAUCUUUCUGUGUUGAUUGCAAGAAUGAAGGAGCUGAAUUCGCACAUGUCAUUGCACUUGACUUGAAUGUAGCUGAUAUCCUUGAACAAACUUACGUGCCAAAGAUUGUCAAGUGUUUCUUUCCACUCAAUGGAGUACGAAACUAUGAAGGUGUUUCGAAACCAUUAUUGGCUGUUCAAGUGACUGAGCUAGUGGACGGAUUCUUCAUUGGUUGCACUAUGAAUCAUUGUGUAGCGGAUGGGACUUCAUUUUGGCAUUUCUUCAAUUCUUGGUCUGAAUUAACACGCGAUUCUAAUCUUAUUGUUAAUAAACCACCGGUUCUGGAUCGUUGGUUUCCUGAAUUUGUAGCUACUCCAAUUCAUAUACAAGAACAUGAUUUAAUAUAUGAUGAAUUUGUUGCUACUCCCAUUCAUGCACAGGAGGAACAUGAAAGAAUUUUCCAUUUUAGCAAGGAGAACAUUGCUCAGCUUAAAGCCAAAGCUAAUUCUGAAUAUGGACAUAAUAUAGUUUGUAUCUCUUCAUUACAAGCUCUUUUGGCUCAUCUCUGGCAAUCUGUUAUACGUUGUCGUUUUGGUACCAAUGCUGCUGAUGAAAAUUUUAGUUUCAAAUUACUUAUAGGUGCAAGGCCAAGGCUUCAGCUGCAUUUACCUCAAGGAUAUUUUGGAAAUGCCUUGCAUCUUGUCAACGUCACAACCACCGCUAAGGAGAUAUUGGAGCAUGAUUCAGGUUGGAUUGCUUUACAAAUGAAUAAGGUGAUAUCCACGCAAACUCAUGAAGAGGUUAUGAAUUUUUACCAAAGUUGGGUGAAGAAUCCGAAGAUGUUGAAAAAGAGUGAAGUGUUUGCUAGUAGCUUGAUAGCUAGCAGCUCGCCGCGGUUCAAUGUAUACGACAAUGAUUUUGGAUGGGGGAGACCUGUUGCAGUGAGAAGUGGGGCUGGAAACAAACAUGAAGGGAUAAUAACAAUAUUUUGUGGUGCAGAAGAAGGAAGUAUGGACAUUCAAGCUUGUUUGGCCCCUCAAACUUUGCGUGCCAUGGGACACGAUACUAAAUUCAUGGCAGCUGUUACUAAAAUUCAUGACAUCGUUUAAGCUAAUUACUUUAUUAUUAUUAUUAUUAUUAGGGAUAAAGGUCUGAAAAAUACCUUAAUUUUGGUCGAAUUUGUUGUUUCGAUACUAAAUUUUUAUGAGGACCUAUUAUUUCUCUGAA